Leptopilina heterotoma is the source of this 1788-nucleotide messenger RNA. RefSeq names its product synaptic vesicle glycoprotein 2C-like. Gene Ontology annotation, biological process: transmembrane transport. The record is from RefSeq and is a predicted model, not a curated record. Gene Ontology annotation, molecular function: transmembrane transporter activity. Gene Ontology annotation, cellular component: membrane. Bases 123 to 1709 code for a protein of 528 amino acids. NCBI's taxonomy places the organism in Eukaryota, Metazoa, Arthropoda, Insecta, Hymenoptera, Figitidae. The transcript is spliced from 12 exons.
CAUUUAUCAGUAUACGUCCAUUUGUUCAACAAGUUUAUAACCCAGUUAAAGUUUAACAGUUCGUUUCCAUAAAUAUUUAACGUAAAUGUUACGGAAGUAUAAAUAAACAAACAAAAUUGCGAAUGAAAUCAAAGAAUUUAAAUAUGGAUGUUACUACUAAAAAUGAAGCAGAGACAAAUCGAAUCGAUGAAUCUAUAGCUGAAAUCGCAAUCAGCGAAACUGGUUUUGGAAAAUUCAGCGUCAAAGUAACUGUAAUAAGUUACCUAAUUUAUUUGAAUUUGACAAUUGGAAUUAUAUCAACGGGAUUUGUACUGCCUGCAGCUGCUUGUCAUUUGCAAAUGAAUAUUGUGGACAAGGGUUUAAUAACUACUGCAUUUUUUGUAGGGUCUUGUUUCAGUGCAGUGAUCAGUGGAUUUUUAGCCAAUAUCAAAGGUCGAAAAUGGAUUUUGUUAGUGGCAUUAUUCCUUCAAGGAAAUGCCGAUUUUCUCCUAUCAAUUUUAUCCAAUUACUGGAUUAUAUUUGGAUUGAAAUUUCUUUCUGGAGCUGGAUCGGCUGGUCAGAACAUUGUCUUUACUUAUUUAAGUGAAUGCCUACCUAUGAAGAAUAGAAGUUUUAUUUUAUCAAAUAUGGAAUUUUUUUGUAUUUUUGGACAUGCUUUUGCAGCUGCCGUAGGAUUAGGUAUAAUUCCUUUAUACUUGGAUCUCGAAAUGAAGUAUUUUUCAUUUCAUUCCUGGAAUCUGUAUAUUAUAAUUUGCUCACUGCCGGCUUUCAUUUUGGGUUUUUGUUUAAUGUUUUUGCCCGAAACACCAAAAUUUCUUGCAGAAAGUGGCUCGAGGGGCGAAUUACUAAAAGUUCUAAUUAAAAUGUAUGAGCAAAAUAGUGGAAAAUCAGGAAAAGAGUACAUGAAAAUAUUAUUAAGAAGUAACAACACAGCACUUACAGAAUUGGUGAAUAAAAAUAAAGAGGAAACUGAGGAAAUUGAAAAUCUCAGUAAAAAUGUAACAGUAAAAUCGCAAAUUGGUAACGAACUGGAGCAAAUAAGGAGUAUUUUUAAACCUCCUUUUUUAAAAAAUACUUUACUGGCAUGUAUUACUGCAUUCACUGUUACAUCCUCUUUUUAUGCCCUCUAUCUAUGGUUACCAGAAAUUUUCCAAAGAUUCGCAAAUUUUCAAGCUGAACACUCGGGAGAGAAUUCUAAUUUUUGCUCUAUUUCAAAGGACACAUUUUCUACUAUAAAAAGUAAAAAUAUCCACGAUUGUGAUACACCAAUAGACAAAAAUGUAUUUAUAAAUAACUUGAUUUUGUGCUCAUCUUGUAUUCCAAUAAUAAUUAUAGUUACAUUGUUAGUUAAACGCUAUGGCUUGAAAACUUUACUAGUUUCAUGGUGUCUACUAUGUAUUCUUGUAACAAUCGGUAUCUAUUUCUCAAAUUCAUUUCAUCAAAAUUUAAUUUUACUAUGUUUGUACUUAUCCUUUACAUCAACAAGUGUGACUCUGCAAUUUGCAUUCUUCGUGACAAUUUUUCCAACUAAUUUCAGAUCAUCGGGUGUAAUUGUUACAAGCUUGUUAGUCCGCACAGGAGCAGUAUUUGGAAAUUUUACCUUUAGUUUUCUUAAGGAUUACUGCUUCUAUUUUAUAUUAUCAAUAUGUUUAUUACUUUUAGUUGCAGCGAUAUCGACAACUUUAAUUCGCGAGAAAAAGGAUAAAUAGAAAAAUAAUUAGCUUGUCUUUGUUAAUAUUAAUAGCAAACUACAUUGAAAAAAAAUUUAUUUGAUUCAAAUAACCGACU